AUGGAAUGCCUCACAGAGGAUCCUACGGAUGAUUGCGACAUGGCGCAGCUGGUGGGGUAUUUGGCUGGCAUCCUCUGCGGCGUCUUCAUUUGCAGCUGUGUUCUAUCCGGCUGCCUCUUUUAUUGCCGCUGGAAGAUGCGCACGCCUGAUGUGGGAGCCAUCACCAUGAGAACUUCGGAGGGCAGGACGCAGGACGUCAAGUUCCAGAUCUGGAAAGCGAAACCAGGUGCCUCUGCCUCCGAACAGGACCAACCCAAAGUGGGCAAGACAACUUCCUUGCGGUCCUCCACAAGCAGCAAGUCCCAGGGGAAGACGGUCGUGACUUGGAACGUAGAUGCACGGCAGACCGCUGGGCAGAGCUUCAUGUCCACUGGAAAGGUCAAGAUGACUGCGAAUGCUCCAGAAAAGGAGAAGCUGCGGAAACAGGCGACCCAGAUGACGAACAAUCCAAAUCUGGUGGCCCAGGGAACCCUGGGAUCCAUCUCUUCCUACCCGACCAUGGCCAUGCCGACCGGGUCCGGCUCGCCUUCGCCGCGAGAGCCCGAGAAGGCAGAAGAGACCGCCGAGAAGGCGCCGAGCCGGUGGAAGGAGCGAGCCAAGAGCCUCGCGAAGUCGCUGACCGGUCUCUCCAUGUCGGUCCGGCAGGAAGCCUAUCGGGUGAAGGAGAAUGUGGAUUACUUUUCGGUCUCGAACGGUAUGUGGACACCAGCCGUCAUAAUCUCCCGUGGGAGGUUUGACGAGGGUGGAAUCCCUGUAUAUGAUAUUCGUGUUCAUGGGAGCAGACAGACGCGCAGCCUGGUCCCGAUGACCUUUCUGCGCCCAGAGCUCCUUCCGCGCGAGCCUGUCAGUUUCUAUUCCAACACGACUUGCGCGUGGGAACACGGGGAGAUCGAAGGCAUUGUGGGCGCCCACAUGCUCGGCUAUUCCGUGAAUCUCCUCAAGGAGCAAACCCAGACCAUGCCUGCAAGACUCAGGCGUCGAUUUCUGGCCAAGGAUCCACAGCUUGUGUACCAGGGUCCGCUGCAAGGCUGGAUCGAGGCGACCCUCCUCGAGGAUGCCGAGGAACUGAGCGAUGAUGUUCCUGGUCGGCGCGAUGAACACAAAGCGCCGAAGGCAGUGACCAAGGAGCAGACAGAUGAUGCAAAGGCAGUCAAGAAGUCCGCCUCCAGCUUGCCGAAGCUCCCAGAGAAGCGAAACGAAGUGGAUGCGCCGGAGGUCAUGCUCAAGCUGCGUCUGAAGACCAGCGAUCCCGAGAACGGUGCCGAAGUCGUGGAGGUUCCUUCGGGGCGAGUCCGUUUCGGCGGCGCGGCUGAGACGGAUGGAAGCUAA
Molecule: messenger RNA, 1329 nt
Organism: Symbiodinium sp. CCMP2592
Lineage: Eukaryota; Dinophyceae; Suessiales; Symbiodiniaceae
Source: the annotation of a GenBank genome assembly